AUACAAUUUCGUGCGUAUCAGUCUUGUGACAUCACGUUAUCGACAACUCGGAGGAUCCUUGUCAAAUUCAUCUAUGAAUUCUUUAAGAACAUUACCAUGCAUGUCAAGCAUGGUAUCAAAACUUCAUCGCUUGAAUGUAGCAUUGGUUCGGAAAGCGAGUUCAGUAAAAGAGAGUGAGUUGAAGAGGACUCCCCUAUCAGACUUCCAUGUGGAGCAUGGAGCCAAGAUGGUCCCGUUUGCUGGCUACUCGAUGCCAGUCCAGUACAAGUCUGGUCUUGUGAAAGAGCACCUUCACUGCAGGUCAUCAGCAGCCAUCUUUGAUGUGUCACAUAUGCUACAGAGCAGGAUUUAUGGAAAGGACAGAGUCAAGUUUAUAGAGUCAUUAACAGUUGCUGAUGUUGAGGCCCUAAAACCAAACACAGGUACUCUCAGCCUCUUCAUUAAUGACCACGGAGGCAUCAUUGAUGACCUCAUCAUCAACCAGACCUCUGAGGACCAUCUCUACAUUGUCUCUAAUGCAGGGUGUGCAGACAAAGAUCAAGCUCAUAUCAAGAACAAACUGGCAUUGUUUGUAGCAGAAGGCCAUGAUGUAUCAUAUGAACCAAUCACAGACAUGGCAUUGAUAGCCUUACAAGGUCCUGCCAUGGCACGAGUGCUUCAAGCUGGGGUUUCUGAUGACCUCGGCAAGCUGACCUUCAUGUCAGGGGUCAACACCUCAGUCUUUGGUAUCCCAGGAUGCCGAGUGACGAGAUGCGGCUACACCGGAGAGGAUGGUGUAGAGAUCUCUGUCCCAAGCAACCGAUCAGUGGAGCUUACCUCAACUCUCCUUGCUGCAAAGGAUGCAUCAGUGGUCAUGGCAGGGCUUGGUGCUCGGGAUAGUCUAAGGUUGGAAGCAGGGCUCUGUCUCUAUGGAAACGACAUCAAUGAUGAUACGACUCCUGUAGAAGCCAUGCUAGGCUGGACUAUAGGUAAGAGGAGACGGCAACUAGCUGACUUUCCAGCAGCAGAUCGCAUCCUACAGCAAAUCAAAGAGAAGCCUAGCAGGAAAAGAGUUGGAAUAGUGUCAUCUGGGCCUCCUAUUAGAGGAGGCGAAAUCUUGAGCAAUUCUGGCGAGCUAAUUGGUGAUGUGACGAGUGGCUGUCCGUCUCCAUCCCUCAAGAACAAUGUCAUCAUGGGAUACGUGUCGGCAGCCCACGCCAAGAAUGGGACAAAGGUCCAGUUCCAGGUACGAAAAAAGACUGUUGAAGGGGUGGUAACAAAGAUGCCGUUUGUGCCUACAAAUUACUAUAUCUUGAAAUGAGGGAUGUGGCUUUGUUUACAACACUAUUUUACCGCUGCUGCCUUUGUUUUAAAGCCUAUCUGCACUAGUUUGGCCAGGAGGGAUUAGACCUCCCUGCAUGGUCACUGACAGGUGGUUAUCUCAUCAA
This is a messenger RNA of Strongylocentrotus purpuratus (purple sea urchin), 1427 nucleotides long. RefSeq names its product aminomethyltransferase, mitochondrial (gene amt). Gene Ontology annotation, molecular function: protein binding; aminomethyltransferase activity. Gene Ontology annotation, cellular component: mitochondrion. The record is from RefSeq and is a predicted model, not a curated record. Bases 74 to 1300 code for a protein of 408 amino acids. Lineage: Eukaryota; Metazoa; Echinodermata; Echinoidea; Camarodonta; Strongylocentrotidae. The transcript is spliced from 8 exons. Gene Ontology annotation, biological process: glycine catabolic process.